AUGUCAGUUAGUAGAUUAGUUAUACGUGAGGAGACUGAGGAGGCAUCCUACAAGAACAACAUCACAGUCAUUUACCUUCUGGGGUUCCAUGACAUGGACAGAUUUAAUGUAUUGCUCUUCAUCUUGCUGCUCAUCAUUUACUGUGUGACAAUAUUAGGCAACUCCUUGAUCAUCACACUGGUGUCCUACAGCAAGAACCUCCACUCUCCCAUGUACUUUUUCCUCUCCCAGCUCUCCAUAGCUGACAUAUUUUUGUCCUCAGAUAUUUCCCCCGUCAUGCUAAAUAUUGCACUACAUCAACGGGCCUCCAUGUCUUUUCCUGGAUGCAUAACUCAGCUUUAUUUUUUCAUUUUAAACGAGGGCUCUGAAUGUUUUCUUCUGACGAUGAUGUCCUAUGACCGCUACCUAGCCAUUUGUUCUCCGCUGUAUUAUUCCUCCAUUAUGAACCACGUGCUGUGCAUUAGGUUAGUUGUUACAUCUUGGACCUUAGGAUGCUUUGUUGCACUGAUUCUGACACUUGCAAUAAAUCAGCUAUAUUUCUGCAGGUCAAAUAUGAUUGACCAUUUUUUCUGUGAUUUUUACCCUGUGAUGGAACUUUCUUGCUCAGAUGUGUCCAUGGCAGAAAUGGAAGCCACCUUACUGUGCAUUCUUGUAAUUGUCUUACCGUUCUUCAUUAUAGUAAUUUCAUAUGUGUGUAUUGUGUUAACCAUAUUAAAGAUACCCUCCUCUACUGGAAAACUUAAAUCCUUUUCAACUUGUAGCUCCCACCUGACAGUGGUGUCUAUCUUUUAUGGGACUUUGAUCGCCACGUACAUAAUUCCAAAUGAAGGGCACACGAAGAUCCUCAGUAAGACUUUGUCAUUGCUAUACACUGUAUUGACUCCCUUACUAAAUCCUUUCAUAUACAGUUUGAGGAAUGAAGACAUUAAGGAAGCUUUGAGAAAAGUCAUAUAUAACCAAAAUGCUUAUUAA
Messenger RNA from Nanorana parkeri, 972 nucleotides. RefSeq names its product olfactory receptor 11L1-like. The transcript has 2 exons. Gene Ontology annotation, biological process: G protein-coupled receptor signaling pathway. Gene Ontology annotation, molecular function: olfactory receptor activity; G protein-coupled receptor activity. Gene Ontology annotation, cellular component: membrane. The record is from RefSeq and is a predicted model, not a curated record. Lineage: Eukaryota; Metazoa; Chordata; Amphibia; Anura; Dicroglossidae. Bases 1 to 972 code for a protein of 323 amino acids.